Messenger RNA from Melanotaenia boesemani (Boeseman's rainbowfish), 1729 nucleotides. RefSeq names its product tubulin, beta 4B class IVb-like (gene tubb4bl). Gene Ontology annotation, molecular function: GTPase activity; structural constituent of cytoskeleton; GTP binding. Gene Ontology annotation, cellular component: microtubule; cytoplasm. The transcript has 4 exons. NCBI's taxonomy places the organism in Eukaryota, Metazoa, Chordata, Actinopteri, Atheriniformes, Melanotaeniidae. The record is from RefSeq and is a predicted model, not a curated record. Gene Ontology annotation, biological process: mitotic cell cycle; microtubule cytoskeleton organization. Bases 83 to 1417 code for a protein of 444 amino acids.
CUGCAGAAGCCAUCACUCUGUGAAUCUUUGCCGCUCAGAUCCCUGUCUCUUACUCGACCGUCAUCUUGUUCAUCUGUCCAAAAUGCGCGAAAUUGUGCAUUUGCAGGCCGGCCAGUGCGGAAACCAGAUCGGAGCCAAGUUCUGGGAGGUGAUCAGUGACGAGCACGGCAUUGAUCCCACUGGUACCUACCAUGGAGACAGUGAUCUGCAACUAGACAGGAUCAGCGUCUACUACAAUGAGGCCACAGGUGGGAAAUAUGUGCCCCGUGCAGUCCUGGUUGAUCUGGAGCCUGGUACUAUGGAUUCAGUCAGGUCAGGACCUUUUGGACAAAUAUUCAGACCUGACAACUUUGUCUUUGGUCAGAGCGGGGCUGGAAACAAUUGGGCCAAGGGCCACUACACUGAGGGCGCUGAGCUGGUGGACUCUGUCCUGGAUGUAGUGAGGAAAGAGGCUGAGAGCUGUGAUUGUCUCCAGGGUUUCCAGCUCACUCACUCCCUAGGUGGUGGCACUGGCUCUGGUAUGGGUACCCUGCUCAUAAGCAAGAUUCGCGAGGAGUACCCCGACCGCAUCAUGAACACCUUCAGCGUGGUGCCUUCUCCCAAAGUGUCUGACACCGUGGUGGAGCCCUACAAUGCCACUCUCUCUGUGCACCAGCUGGUGGAGAACACAGAUGAAACCUACUGCAUUGACAAUGAAGCUCUUUAUGAUAUCUGCUUCCGCACACUUAAACUCACCACCCCCACCUACGGAGACCUCAACCAUUUAGUGUCCGCCACCAUGAGUGGAGUGACCACCUGCCUGCGUUUCCCUGGCCAGCUCAACGCUGAUCUCCGUAAACUCGCUGUGAACAUGGUGCCAUUCCCCCGUCUGCACUUCUUCAUGCCAGGGUUCGCUCCCCUCACCAGCAGGGGCAGCCAGCAGUAUCGCUCGCUGUCUGUGCCCGAGCUCACCCAGCAGAUGUUUGAUGCCAAGAACAUGAUGGCCGCCUGCGACCCGCGUCACGGCCGCUACCUCACUGUGGCUGCGGUCUUUAGGGGGCGUAUGUCCAUGAAGGAGGUGGACGAGCAGAUGUUGAAUGUGCAGAACAAGAACAGCAGCUACUUCGUUGAAUGGAUCCCAAACAAUGUGAAGACCGCCGUCUGUGACAUCCCACCACGUGGCCUCAAAAUGGCUGCCACUUUCAUUGGCAACAGCACAGCCAUCCAGGAGCUGUUCAAGCGCAUCUCUGAGCAGUUCACUGCCAUGUUCCGCCGUAAGGCCUUCCUUCACUGGUACACAGGUGAGGGUAUGGAUGAAAUGGAGUUCACCGAAGCAGAGAGCAACAUGAACGACCUGGUGUCUGAAUACCAGCAGUACCAGGACGCCACCGCAGAGGAAGGCGAGUUUGAGGAAGAAGGCGAAGAGGAAGUCGCAUAAAAAGCUCACAGCAGCCAUACCUCAUUUCACUUCACCCAUCCCCCUACUCCAUCCUCCUCAUCCCUUUCCAUCUUGAACUGAAUGGUCUGCCACAGUGAACAAUUGUCACAAUCUAGAUCACUGAUGCUCUAGUGUUAGACAUUGAUGUUAACUGGUACUAGUGAAGUUUUUUUGUUAAUGUUUUGUAUGUUGUGAAUGCACUGGAUUAUUGGCAUCCUUACAUCUGUCCUUUCAUUGCCUUGCCAUAUUUAAAAAGCAAGUGAUUUUAACUGUGAAGCCUUGAAAGAAUGAUUAAAAUCACAUUGAAAGGCC